UAUUAUUUUUAUUAGUUAUCAAUUUGGUAAGUGAGGUGACCCAUAACCCCGGCUUCUCAUUGUACCAACAUCAACGCAUUAUGGACUCGCAGUAUUCUCAAUUCAGCCAACAGCAACAGGCUUAUGAUGUUAAUCCUUACCACCAGCCUUAUCAAGGUCCCAUGUAUCCUUUGCCCGGAUCUUCGUCGAACCACAGCGCACCUGUUCCAGCGAAUGCGUACGAAUAUGAUGUCGGCAUACUUGCGCAACAGAGUGUCUAUGUUCCUGGGGCUAUGAUCGACAAGCGUGGAGGCGCUGGUGGGAAACUUGCAAAGGGUGGAAAGCGCACCACUGUGCUCCGUAAGGGUGGUGGAAAGGUCUGGGAAGAUCAGACUCUUCUAGAAUGGAAUCCAUCUUGGUUCCGCUUGUUCGUAGGAGAUCUUAGCAACGAUGUCUCCGAUGAUGUCCUCGCGAAUGCCUUUAAUAAAUACACAUCUUUCCAGAAAGCUCGUGUCAUACGCGACAGGUUGAGCCAGAAGGCUAAGUAUGGUUUCGUCGCCUUUUCAGAUCCAGAAGAUUUCCUCAAAGCUUGGAAGGAGAUGGAUGGUAAAUAUGUAGGUAACCGUCCAGUCAAGCUCAAGAAGGCGGAUGAUACUGCUAUCCGACCUGUAGAGAUAGGGCACCGAAAGGCUAGACAGCUCGAAAAGGACUUGAAGAAGAAUAGAGGCAAACCAUACUAAUCGAUCGCCGCUGUGCGUUUAGACGACGUGGCUGGUCUGCGAAGACAUCGCCA
Molecule: messenger RNA, 772 nt
Organism: Suillus plorans
Lineage: Eukaryota; Fungi; Basidiomycota; Agaricomycetes; Boletales; Suillaceae
Product: RNA-binding domain-containing protein
Exons: 4
Coding region: 81-719 (212 amino acids)
Molecular function (GO): mRNA binding
Source: RefSeq, a predicted model, not a curated record